Messenger RNA from Camelina sativa (false flax), 735 nucleotides. RefSeq names its product transcription factor MYB114-like. The record is from RefSeq and is a predicted model, not a curated record. NCBI's taxonomy places the organism in Eukaryota, Viridiplantae, Streptophyta, Magnoliopsida, Brassicales, Brassicaceae.
AUGGAGGAGUGUUCGUUCAAAGGGUUGAAAAGAGGUGCAUGGACUCCUGAAGAAGAUAACCUCUUGAAGGAGUGCAUUGAUAUCUAUGGAGAAGGAAAAUGGCACCUAAUUCCUUUGAGAACCGGGUUAAACCGAUGCAGGAAGAGUUGUAGACUAAGAUGGUUGAACUACAUGAAGCCAGGUAUCAAUAGAGGAAAAUUUAGCCUUGAUGAAGUUGAUCUUCUCCUUCGCCUUCAUAAACUUCUUGGAAACAGGUGGUCACUGAUUGCGGGUCGAUUGCCUGGUCGGACCGCAAAUGAUGUCAAGAACUACUGGAACACUAAUUUGGGUAAGAAGCAAGAAACGUGUUGUAAGAUCAAAAGACAAAAUAAAGAAAUUACUUGUUCAACUAGCACACCCGCGGCCAAAAAACUCAAUGUAAUAAGUCUUCCACCUCAAUCCUUCUCCAACAACAAUGAUGUGUUAGGAGUUCGGCUUAGCGAAGUUAGUACCAGAGAUGGUAGUAUCACAUGUAACAAAGAUGACAGGAAAUGUGUGUUUGUGAACAAUCUAAUGGAUGGAGAGAGUAUGUGCUGGGAGAGAGUGUUGGAAAAGUGCAAAGAAGCUGAUGCAGCCGGUCCUAAAGCUACUACGGUCGAGGAGGCUGAGAAUUCAUCGAUGAACUCAAUGUCUUUGACAUUUGACGUUGAUAGACUUUGGAAUCUGUUCAAUAAAGAUAGUGAAGAGCUUGAUUAG